GUGCAGCUGUGAGCUGUCCGCUCUGAGUUUCUCAGGAGGGAAGAGUUGGGGAGGCUCUGGAGUCUGGGGAAUCGUUCAUACAGUAACCGGUUUGCAGCAACACAAUUAAGUGGAAUAUCAGUUUUUGGCUCUUGUGGAUGGACAUUGAGAAGCUUCCUUACUGCAAGGUUGCUGAAAACUCUGUCAGAUCUCUCUGAAGCGAGACCCUCUUAACGUUUGAUCAUUAUGGAGACUGAAGAAAUUGAGGAGGAGUUCGAGGAGGAGAUUGUGGAGACGGGAGCCGGUGGCCUGCCCACCCGCAAGGUCAGGAAGAAGGUCAAGGUGGACACCUCCAAAUUCAUGACCCCUUACCUGGCCCACAGCCAGAAGAUGCUGGAUCAGUACAGUCACAACAAGUACCGUGAAGCCUAUGAGAAGAAUGUGAAGGGUCUGCCUUAUGCUAUCUCCAGUGACACUCCUGAGCUGAUUCGCAUUAAGAAGGCUCAGGAGCAGCUCAGCGAGGUCAAAUACCGCAUGGAGGGUUCGAAGGCUAGGACCCUGUGCAACUAUGAUGGCGAGGCUCGUGAGAUUGCCCAUGUGAAGCAUGUAACUGACCUGAUCAGCAAAGUUCUUUACAGGCAAAAGUGGGACGAGACAAAAGACCGCUAUCUGCUGCCACCUGAUGCUCCAGAGCUUGUACUGGCUGUGAAGAAUGCAGCAAACUACAGCAAGAAACUGUACACUGAGGUCUGGGAUGAGGAUAAGACCAUGUAUUAUCCUUACAGUGACAGCCCUGAACUUCGCAGGGUUGCCAAAGCCCAGGAGGUCCUCAGUGAUAUCAAGUACAAGAAGGGUCAUGAUGAGCGCAAGGCCAAGUAUACAUCCUUGGCUCUACCUCCGGAUGUGGAGCUGGCCAAGAAAGUCUUCACCCAGCGCAGUGAUCUCAAAUAUCAUGAAGAUUACAACAAGAAUGUCAAGGGCCACUGGUGUGAGACACCUUACUUUGACGUUGCCAUCGCAAGACAGGCCAUGGACAACCUUAGCUCCAAAAAAUACACGCAAGCGUUUGAGGACAUAAAAGACCAAAUCUACUUCAUGCAAACAGACACGCCAGAAUACACCGCUCGCAAGAAGGCUGGUAACGCUGCAAGCUCGGUCAAAUACAAGAAGGAAUACGAAAAGACCAAAGCAGUGGCUGGCUACAACGUUCUCCCCGCAACAGACAAUCCCCUGCUCACCCAGCUGAGAUAUGCUGGAACAAUUCUUAGUGAUAAAGUCUAUAAAGCCAGCUAUGAGAAAUCACGGGGAUCCAGCAUCAACUACUGUGACACGCCCAAGUUCAAGAUGGAUAAUGUUCUCAAGCAGUUUACUGACGCGCACUAUAAAACAAAGUAUGAAAAUGAGGUGAAAGGUCAUUACAUCGGCAGCUAUGAGGACAUAUACAUGCUGCACUGUCAGAAGAUGGAAGAAAUUAAGAGCAGUACAAAUUAUAAAGCAGAUUAUGAGGACAUAAAGACAAGAUGUUACUUCCCUCAAACCGUCACGCCAGAGUAUGAAGCCAUAAAGAGGGUUGGAGUGUGCAAAGAUAAACAAUAUCGCCAGCAUCCAGACACAGUUAAAUUCACUCAAGUGACAGACUCGCCUGUCAUGGUGCAAGCUGGAAUUAACGCCAAGCAGCUAAGUGACCUCAAUUAUAAAGCAAAGUAUGAAGAGACGAAGUUCAAAUGCUACGUACCUCCAGAUUACCCCUUCUUUAUUCAGUCAAGAGUCAACGCCUAUAACCUCAGUGAUACUUGUUACAAGUAUGACUGGGAGAAAACAAAAGCGAAGAAAUUUGAGGUGAAAGGGGACGCCAUUUCAAUCCUCGCUGCCCGUGCCCAUACAAAUAUUGCCAGCGAUUUUAAGUACAAGAAGGAAUAUGAGAAGAAUAAAGGACACAUGAUUGGUGCCCUCAGCAUCAACGACGACCCCAAGAUGCUGCACUCUAUGCAUGUGGCCAAAAUUCAGAGUGGACGUGAAUACAAGAAAGACUAUGAAAAGUUGAAGACCAAGUACCACGCCCCUCUGGACAUGAUGCUGGUCACACUGGCUAAGAAGUCCCAGGCUAUUGCAAGCAUGGCUGGCUACAAAAAGAUCCCCACUAAUUACCUCCUGCCCUACAAUAGUAUGUCACUGGAGUUGGCCAAGCAAGGCAAUUUCAUCCAGAGUGAUAAUGAAUAUAAGUCUGACUACAACAACAUGGUCAAAGGUACUCCUUGGGUUCCCUUUGGGUCGAUGGAAGUUGAAAAAUGUAAGAAGGCCGGUGAGAUCCUUAAUGAGAAAAAGUAUAGGCAGCACCCAGAUACCAUUCCAUUCACUGCCAUCGAUGACCAUCCGGUCAUGUUGCAGUCCAAAGUCAACCAGAUGUUGAGGAGUGAUCUUCACUACAAAAAAGGUCUUGAGGAGAUCCAUCAGAAGUACUCCUUGCCUCCUGAUAUUCCAGAGUUCCUUCAAGCCAAAUGUAAUGCUUACAACAUCAGCAAGAAUUAUUACAAGAUGGCUUGGGAAGAGACUAUUGCGAAGGGGUACGAUUUGCAACCUGAUGCCAUCCCCGUCAAGGCUGCUAAAGCAGCUAGACAUGCAGCUAGUGAUUACCAAUACAAAAAGGCAUACAACAAGGUGAAGGGCCAACACAUCGGCUUCCGCAACAUUAAGGACGACCCUCUGCUGGUGCACUACAUGGAGCUGGCCAAGAUGAAGAGUGACAAGAACUACACGAAGGACUAUCACAAGUCCAAGGUGAAGUUCAGCUCCCCUGUGGACAUGAUGAGUGUGGUGCACGCUAAAGAAGCUACAGCUAAGCAGACCAAUGCCGGCUACAAGAAGCUUAUCCACCACUACACCCUCCUCCCAGAUUCGAUGAACCUGCAGCUGGCCCGUAGCAUGAGUACCAUAGCCAGUGAUUACAACUAUAAAAUGGAUUAUGAGUGCUCAGUCAAGGGCUCCCCCUGGGUCCCUAUUGGGUCACUGGCGGUGGAGAAAGCCAAGAUGGCUGCCGCCGCACUGGAUGAGGCAAAGUACAGACAGCACCCAGACACGAUCAAGUUCACUUCUGUCCUGGAAACCCCAGUCAAUGAGCAGGCUAAGCUCAAUGCCUUGCAGCUGAGUGAUAGAGUGUACAAAGCCAGUGGUGAGAAGUUCAUGCAUACUUACAACCUUCCAGUUGACACCCCAGGGCUCUUGCAGGCAAAGUAUAACGCAGCCAGUAUCAGUGAGUCCUACUACAAAUACCAAUAUAAGAAGGAUCUGCUGAAAGGACAUCACGUGAAAGAGGAUGCCAUUUCCAUUAUUGCUGCCAGGGCAUGCAGUAAUAUUGCCAGUGAUUUCAAGUAUAAGCUGGCUUACAACAAGGCAAAGGGCCACCACAUUGGUGUCCGCAACAUUAAAGACGACCCUCUGCUGAUCCACUACAUGGAUGUGGCUAAGAUGCAGAGCGAGAGAAACUACAAGAAGGACUAUCACAAGUCCAAGUUGAAGUACAGCUCCCCUGUGGACAUGAUGAGCGUGACUCACGCUAAAGAAGCUACAGCUAAGCAGACAUAUGCCGGCUACAGGAAGCUUAUCCACCAGUACACCCUCCUGCCAGAUGCUAUGAACCUGGAGUUGGCCCGUACCAUGAAUGUACAAUCAAGUGAUAAUAACUACAGGUCUGAGUACAACAACAACUUCAGGGGAGCCGGAUGGGUCCCAAUUGGCUCUAUAGACAUUGAGUUGGCGAAGACUGCAAAAAAAGCAUUGGAUGAACACUCCUACCGCCAGCAUCCCAGCAACUUCAAGUUUACCAGUCUGACAGAUGCCAUGCACAUGGCCCUUGCAAUGACCAACACCAAGAUUCUUGACAAGGCUGCGUACAAAGCUUCAGGUGAGAAGUUCAUGCACACUUACAACCUGCCUGCAGACUGCCCAGAGUUCCUGCAGGCCAAGUUCAAUGCACAGACAAUGAGUGAGCAACACUACAAGAAACAGUGGCUUCAGGAUAUUGCCAAGGGUUAUGACUUGAGACAGGAUGCAAUUUCAGUUGUUGCUGCCAAGCACGGAAGACACAUUGCCAGUGAUUUCCAAUACAAGAAAGACUUUGAGAAGGCAAAGGGCCACCACAUUGGUGUCCGCAACAUUAAGGACGACCCUCUGCUGAUCCACUACAUGGAUGUGGCUAAGAUGCAGAGCGAGAGAAACUACAAGAAGGACUAUCACAAGUCCAAGUUGAAGUACAGCUCCCCUGUGGACAUGAUGAGCGUGACUCACGCUAAAGAAGCUACAGCUAAGCAGACAUAUGCCGGCUACAGGAAGCUUAUCCACCAGUACACCCUCCUGCCAGAUGCUAUGAACCUGGAGUUGGCCCGUACCAUGAAUCGCAGCGCUAGUGAUUACGAAUACAAGGCUGAUUACAACUCCAUGGUCAAGGGAUCUCCAUGGGUGCCCAUAGGCUCUCUGGGUGUUGAAACCGCAAGAGUUGGUGGAGAGAUCCAGAGUGAUCACAGAUACCGCACUCACCCUUCAAAAUACCCCUUCCACAGGCUGAUGGACUCCAUGGAUCUGGUUUUGGCCACUACCAACAACCAGAUCUUGAACAAGCAAGCCUACACUGCAGCCUGGAACAAGGCUAAACUCAGUGUCCACGUCAUGCCAGACAGCCCUGAGUUUGUGCUUGCAAAGGCAAAUGCUGUCACAAUGAGUAAUAAACGCUACAAGGCUGGCUUGGACGAGAUGGCUAAAGCUGGCUAUCAUCUCACAAAUGAUGCCAUUUCUAUUUUGGCUGCGAAAUCUGGCAGCACUAUUGCAAGUGAUUACAAGUACAAGCUAGCUUUCCAGAAGUCCAAAGGGCACCACAUUGGUGUCAACAACAUUAAGGAUGACCCUCUGCUGACACACUACAUGGAGGUGGCCAAGAUACAGAGCGAGAAAAACUACAAGAAGGACUAUCACAAGUCCAAGUUGAAGUACAGCUCCCCUGUGGACAUGAUGAGCGUGACUCACGCUAAAGAAGCUACAGCUAAGCAGACAUAUGCCGGCUACAGGAAGCUUAUCCACCAGUACACCCUUCUGCCAGAUGCUAUGAACCUGGAGUUGGCCCGUACCAUGAAUCGCAGCGCUAGUGACUAUGAAUACAAGGCUGAUUACAACUCCAUGGUCAAGGGAUCUCCAUGGGUGCCCAUAGGCUCUCUGGGUGUUGAAACAGCAAGAGUUGGUGGAGAGAUCCAGAGUGAUCACAGAUACCGCACUCACCCUUCAAAAUACCCCUUCCACAGGCUGAUGGACUCCAUGGAUCUGGUUUUGGCCACUACCAACAACCAGAUCAUGAACAAGCAAGCCUACACUGCAGCUUGGGAGAAGGAAAAGCUCAAGAUCCACGUCAUGCCUGACAGUCCUGAGAUAGUUCUGGCCAAGGCUAAUGCAAUUACAAUGAGUAAUAAACUGUACAAUCUUGCCAAUGAACAAGCUAAGAAGAAAGGCCACCAUGUGGGUGUUGAUGCUAUUGCAAUCAAAGCAGCUAAGAACUGCACAACUAUUGCCAGCGAUUACAAGUACAAGACUGGCUACCGCAAGCAGGUUGGCCAUCACAUUGGAGCCCUCAGCAUCCAGGAUGACCCACUGCUAAUGUUGGCCUUGAACUCUGCCAAGAUUGCUAGUGAUGCUCUUUACAAGAAGCACUUCAACGAGUCCAAGACUAAAUUUAAUCUACCUGUGGACAUGAUAGCAUUUGAGCUGGCUAAGAAGAAUCAGAUCCAGGUCAACGAUGCUAACUACAGAACUCGCCUUCACAACUGGACCUGCCUGCCCGACUCCAGUGAUGUUGUCCAGGCUAGACAUGUCUAUGACAUUCAAAGUGAAGCUGUGUACAGGGCUGAUUUCAAACUGCAGCAAGGUACAGGGUGGGUUCCAAUUGGCUCACUUGAUGUUGAGAAAGCGAAGAAAGCUGGAGAGAUCCUGAGUGAUGCAUUGUACCGUCAGCACCCCAGCAACUUCAAAUUCACCAGCACAACUGAGGAUAUGCCAAUUGUCCUGGCUAAAGCCAUGAAUGACAAUAUUAACAAGCAAAGUUAUGUGAAGGCUUGGGAUGUGGAUAAGACAAAGAUUCAUAUCAUGCCAGAUGCGAUGGAUGUAGCACUGGCCAGACAGAAUAAGGCAACCUACAGUGAGAAUCACUACAAAAAAGCUUACAUAGAUGACAAGAAGAAGGGCUAUGACUUGCGCAAUGAUGCCAUUGGUAUUAAAGCUGCCAAGGCAGCCAGGGACAUUGCCAGUGAAUACAAGUACAAGACCGGCUACCGCAAGCAGGUUGGGCACCACAUCGGAGCCCUCAGCGUCCAGGAUGAUCCACUGCUCAUGCUGGCCUUGAACUCAGCGAAGAUUGCUAGUGACGCUCUGUACAAGAAGGACUUCAACCAGUCCAAGACUAAGUUCAAUCUACCUGUGGACAUGAUAGCAUUUGAGCUAGCUAAGAAGAAUCAGAUUCAGGUCAACGAUGCCCACUACAGAACUUAUCUGCACAACUGGACCUGCCUGCCUGACUCCAGUGAUGUUGUCCAGGCCAAGCAAGUCUAUGAGAUGCAGAGUGAUGCUGUGUACAGAGCAGAUCUGAAGUGGCUCAGAGGUGCCGGAUGGGUCCCCAUUGGCUCACUUGAUGUUGAGAAAGCGAAGAAAGCUGGAGAGAUCCUGAGCGAGUCAUUGUACCGUCAGCACCCCAGCAACUUCAAAUUCACCAGCACAACUGAGGAUAUGCCAAUUGUCCUGGCUAAAGCCAUGAAUGAUAAUAUUAACAAGCAAAGCUAUGUGAAGGCAUGGGAUGUGGAUAAGACAAAGAUUCAUAUCAUGCCAGAUGCGAUGGAUGUGGCACUGGCCAGACAGAACAAGGCAACCUACAGUGAGAAUCACUACAAAAAAGCUUACAUAGAUGACAGGAAGAAAGGCUAUGACUUGCGCAAUGAUGCCAUUGGUAUUAAAGCUGCUAAGGCAGCCAGGGACAUUGCCAGUGAUUACAAGUACAAGACCGGUUACCGCAAGCAGGUUGGCCACCACAUCGGAGCCCUCAGCGUCCAGGAUGAUCCACUGCUCAUGCUAGCCUUGAACUCUGCAAAGAUAGCUAGUGAUGCUCUGUACAAGAAGGACUUCAACAAGUCAAAGACUAAGUUCAAUCUACCUGUGGACAUGAUAGCAUUUGAGCUGGCUAAGAAGAAUCAGAUUCAGGUCAAUGAUGCCCACUACAGAACCUAUCUGCACAACUGGACCUGCCUGCCCGACUCCAGUGAUGUUGUCCAGGCCAGACAGGUGUACGAAAUGCAGAGUGAUGCUGUGUACAGGGCUGAUUUCAAACUGCAGCAAGGUACAGGGUGGGUUCCAAUUGGCUCAAUUGAUGUUGAGAAAGCGAAGAAAGCUGGAGAGAUCCUGAGUGAUGCGUUGUACCGUCAGCACCCCAGCAACUUCAAAUUCACCAGCACAACUCAGGAUAUGCCAAUUGUCCUGGCUAAAGCCAUGAAUGACAAUAUUAACAAGCAAAGCUAUGUGAAGGCUUGGGAUGUGGAUAAGACAAAGAUUCAUAUCAUGCCAGAUGCGAUGGAUGUGACACUGGCCAAACAGAAUAAGGCAACCUACAGUGAGAAUCACUACAAAAAAGCCUACAUAGAUGACAAGAAGAAGGGCUAUGACUUGCGCAAUGAUGCCAUUGGUAUUAAAGCUGCCAAGGCAGCCAGGGACAUUGCUAGUGAUUACAAGUACAAGACCGGCUACCGCAAGCAGGUCGGCCACCACAUCGGAGCCCUCAGCGUCCAGGAUGAUCCACUGCUCAUGCUGGCAAUUCAUGGUGCUAAGAUUGCUAGUGACGCUCUUUACAAGAAGGACUUUAACAAGUCCAAGACAAAGUUCCAUCUUCCUGUGGACAUGUUGUCCGUUGAGCUGGCCAAGAAGUGUCAGAAGCAGGUCAAUGAUUUCAACUACAGAACUCAACUGCACAACUGGACCUGCCUGCCUGACUCUAGUGACGUUGUCCAGGCCAGACAGGUGUACGAAAUGCAGAGUGAUGCUGUGUACAGGGCUGAUUUCAAACUGCAGCAAGGUACAGGGUGGGUUCCAAUUGGCUCACUUGAUGUUGAGAAAGCGAAGAAAGCUGGAGAGAUCCUGAGUGAUGCGUUGUACCGUCAGCACCCCAGCAACUUCAAAUUCACCAGCACAACUCAGGAUAUGCCAAUUGUCCUGGCUAAAGCCAUGAAUGACAAUAUUAACAAGCAAAGCUAUGUGAAGGCUUGGGAUGUGGAUAAGACAAAGAUUCAUAUCAUGCCAGAUGCGAUGGAUGUGACACUGGCCAAACAGAAUAAGGCAACCUACAGUGAGAAUCACUACAAAAAAGCUUACAUAAAUGACAAGAAGAAGGGCUAUGACUUGCGCAAUGAUGCCAUUGGUAUUAAAGCUGCCAGGGCAGCCAGGGACAUUGCCAGUGAUUACAAGUACAAGACCGGCUACCGCAAGCAGGUCGGCCACCACAUCGGAGCCCUCAGUGUCCAGGAUGAUCCACUGCUCAUGCUGGCAAUUCAUGGUGCUAAGAUUGCUAGUGACGCUCUUUACAAGAAGGACUUCAACAAGUCCAAGACAAAGUUCAACCUUCCUGUGGACAUGUUGUCCGUUGAGCUGGCCAAGAAGUGUCAGAAGCAGGUCAAUGAUUUCAACUACAGAACUCAACUGCACAACUGGACCUGCCUGCCUGACUCAAGUGACGUUGUCCAAGCCAAGCAAGUCUAUGAGAUGCAGAGUGAUGCCGUGUACAGAGCAGAUCUGAAGUGGCUGCAAGGUACAGGGUGGGUCCCCAUUGGCUCACUUGAUGUUGAGAAAGCAAAGAAGGCUGGAGAGAUCCUGAGCGAGAAGUUGUACCGUCAGCAUCCCAGCAACUUUAGUUUUACCAGCACAACUGAGGCUAUGCCAAUUGUCCUGGCCAAAGCCAAUGCAUCAAUAAAUAACAAGUCCGCGUAUACUGAGGCUUGGAACAAAGACAAGACCCAAAUUCAUAUCAUGCCAGAUGCCAUGGAUGUGCUCCUUGCAAAGCAGAAUUGCAAAAACUACAGUUUGAAAUCAUACACACAAGAUGUUGUAGAUAUGUUCAAGAAGGGCUAUAACCUAAAACCUGAUGCCAUCGCAAUCAAAGCAGCCAAGCAUGGAAGAGAAAUAAUUAGUGAUUACAAGUACAAGACCGGCUACCGCAAGCAGGUCGGCCACCACAUCGGAGCCCUCAGCGUCCAGGAUGAUCCACUGCUCAUGCUGGCCAUUCAUGGUGCUAAGAUUGCUAGUGACGCUCUUUACAAGAAGGACUUCAACAAGUCCAAGACAAAGUUCCAUCUUCCUGUGGACAUGUUGUCCGUUGAGCUAGCCAAGAAGUGUCAGAAGCAGGUCAAUGAUUUCAACUACAGAACUCAACUGCACAACUGGACCUGCCUGCCCGAUUCCAAUGACGUUGUGCAGGCCAGGAAGGUCUAUGACCUACAGAGUGAUGCUGUGUACAAGGCCGACAUGGAGUUUAUCAGGGGUACUGGCUGGGUCCCCAUUGGAUCACUGGAUGUUCUUAAGGCCAAGAAAGCUGGUGAAAUUCUCAGUGACCACUUGUACCGCCAGAAGCCAGACCAAUUCAAGUUCACCCAAGACAUGCAGUCUAUGCCUAUGGUCUUGGCUAAAACAAACGCUGACACAAUCAACAAGAAACAAUACAUUGAAGCCUGGGAAAAUGAUAAGACGACGAUCCACUUAAAUCCAGAUAUUCCUGAAAUUAUACUGUCCAAGGCUAAUGCUAUUAACAUGAGCAAAAAACUAUACAAACAAGAUGUUGAAGAUAUGUUCAAGAAAGGCUAUAACCUAAGCGCUGAUGCCAUCGCAAUCAAAGCAGCCAAGCAUGGAAGAGAAAUAAUUAGUGAUUACAAGUACAAGACCGGCUACCGCAAGCAGGUCGGCCACCACAUCGGAGCCCUCAGCGUCCAGGAUGAUCCACUGCUCAUGCUGGCAAUUCAUGGUGCUAAGAUUGCUAGUGACGCUCUUUACAAGAAGGACUUCAACAAGUCCAAAACCAAGUUCCAUCUUCCUGUGGACAUGUUGACCGUGGAGCUAGCCAAGAAGUGUCAGAAGCAGGUCAAUGAUUUCAACUACAGAACUCAACUGCACAACUGGACCUGCCUGCCCGACUCCAAUGACGUUGUGCAGGCCAGGAAGGUCUAUGACCUACAGAGUGAUGCUGUGUACAGGGCAGAUAUGUCAUGGCUGAGAGGUUGUGGAUGGGUUCCUAUUGGCUCGUUAGACGUGGAGAAAGCCAAGAAAGCUGGUUCCAUCCUGAGUGAGAGACAUUACCGACAGCACCCAAGUCAGUUUCCAUUCACCUGCAAAACUGAUGAUAUGCCCUUUGCUCUGGCUCAGUCAAACGCUCAAACUAUGGACAAGAAAGCAUAUCAGGAAGCAUGGAAUAAAGACAAGACAACUAUCCACAUCAUGCCAGACACUCCUGAGAUCCUCUUAGCCCAACAGAAUAACAUCACCAACAGCAGGAAAUUAUACAGACAAGCAGUUGAAGAUAUGUUUAAGAAGGGAUACAACCUGAAGCCUGAUGCCAUCGCCAUCAAAGCAGCCAAGAAAUCAAGAGAAAUCAUCAGCGAUUACAAAUAUAAAGCGGGUUAUCGCAAGCAACAAGGACACCACGUUGGAGCUCUUAGUGUCCAGGAUGAUCCACUGAUUGUGCUGGCAAUGCAUGGUGUUAAGAUUGCGAGUGACAAUCUCUACAAGAAGGACUUCAACAAGUCCAAAACCAAGUUCCAUCUCCCUGUAGACAUGCUUAGUCUCGAGCUGGCCAAGAAGUGUCAGAAGCAGGUCAAUGAUUUCAACUACAGAACUCAACUGCACAACUGGACCUGUCUGCCCGACUCCAGUGACGUUGUCCAAGCCAGGAAGGUCUACGAUAUUCGUAGUGAUGCUGUCUACAAGGCUGAUAUGGAGUGGAUCCGUGGGUGUGGCUGGAUACCACAGGGUUCUCCAGAUGUUCUGAAAGCCAAACAUGCUCAGGAAAUUCUCAAUGACAGACUGUACCGCCAGCCUCCCAGCACUAUCAAGUUCACAAGUGCUGUUGACCUGCCAGAAAUUGUUCUGUCCAAGCAAAACGCAGAAAACAUUAGUAAUAGGAAUUACAAAGCGGCUUGGGAGAAGGACAAAACAUGCAUUCACAUCAAUCCUGACACACCAGAAAUCCUCCUCUCUAAGGCAAACUCUGUGAACACCAGCAAUAAACUGUACACCAACAUUUGGAACAAAGAGAAAGCCAAGGGAUACCACAUUAAGGAAGACGCCAUCUCUGUACUUAAAGCUAGAGCCUCCAGAGAUAUUGCCAGUGAUUACAAGUACAAGACCGGCUACCGCAAGCAGGUGGGCCACCACAUUGGAGCUCUCAGUGUCCAGGAUGAUCCACUGAUUGUGCUGGCAAUGCAUGGUGCUAAGAUUGCGAGUGACGCUCUCUACAAGAAGGACUUCAACAAGUCCAAAACCAAGUUCCAUCUCCCUGUAGACAUGCUUAAUCUCGAGCUGGCCAAGAAGUGUCAGAAGCAGGUCAAUGAUUUCAACUACAGAACUCAACUGCACAACUGGACCUGUCUGCCCGACUCCAGUGACGUUGUCCAAGCCAGGAAGGUUUACGAAAUUCGUAGUGAUGCGGUCUACAGGGCUGACUUGGAGUGGCUUAGGGGCUGUGGAUGGAGUCCUCAUGAGUCUGUGGAGGUCAAGAGAGUGAAACAUGCCCAGGAUAUCCUGGCUGAUAGAGGUUACCGUGUGAAACUGGAUUCACAGCCAUACACAAUUCCACAUGACCGAGUAGACUUGGCAUGCGCCAAGAAUGCAGCUGAUGUCCUGAAUGAGGCUAAAUAUCGUGAGCAAUGGCACAAGGACAAGACCACAUACCAUCUGACAGACACUCCGACACUGGCAACAUGCAGAGAGACAAAAAAGAAUCUCCACCCAAAACUGUACACUCAGGAAUGGAAUAAGACCAAAGCUACUGGAUACUUCAUGCCUGGAGAUGCCGUUGGCAUCCAGCAAUGUAUCAAGACAUCUAAGAUACAAAGUGAUCACAAGUACCAUGACAGCUACCGCAAGCAGGUUGGCCACCACAUCGGAGCCCUCAGCGUCCAGGAUGAUCCACUGCUGAUGUUGGCCUUGAACUCUGCUAAGAUUGCCAGUGAUGCUCUUUACAAGAAGGACUUCAACAAGUCCAAGACUAAGUUCAAUCUACCUGUUGACAUGAUAGCAUUUGAGCUGGCAAAGAAGUGCCAAAUCCAGGUCAACGACGAUCACUACAGAACCCGUCUGCACAACUGGACCUGCCUGCCCGAUCAGAAUGAUGUUAUUCAGGCCCGCAAAGUAUACGACAUCAACAGCGAUAUAAUUUAUAAAGCCGAUCUGGAAUGGAUCCGUGGAUGUGGAUGGGUUCCUGCAGAAUCUGUUGAUCAUGUCAAAGUCAGAAAAGCCCAACAGAUCAUGAAUGAGAGACUUUACAAAAAGGACGCUAAGGAGGGCUUUAGCAAGUUCACUCUCAUUGUCGAUCGCCCUGAGAUUAUCCAGGCUAAAGUCAAUGCCUUCCAACUCAGUGACCUGAAGUACAAAGAGUCCUUCAAUGCGGAGAAGGGUCAUUACAUUGGUUCUGAUGACACACCCCAGAUGGCUCAUUGCAGAGAGUCUGCCAAGAACAUCAGUGAGAAACUGUACAAGCUGAACUGGGAUGAAAGCAAAGCCACUGGCUACCAACUGAACCAUGAGUACCUCCCUCUGCUGAUUGCCAAGAAAGCCAGGGACAGCGUCAGUGAUGCCAAGUACAAAAACGCCCAUGAGAAGGAAAAGGGCCAUUACAAGGCUGCCAACAUCCUAGACUUCCCUGAUGUGAUGCGCUAUGGUGAAAUAGAGAAGAUGAAGAACCUGAGGGACUACCAUAAGGACUACAAUGAGAUCAAGACUAAGCUUCACAUUCCUGUGGACAUGAUUAGCCAUGUUGUGGCCAGGAAAUGUCAGGACAUCCUAAGUGAAGAGAAGUACCGAACCUACCUCCACCAAUGGACAUGCCACCCUGACCAAAAUGAUGCUAUCCGUGCUCGCCGCGCCAAUGAGAUUUUGAGUGACGUCUUCUACAAGGAGGAUCUGAACUGGACAAAGGGCAUCGGCUGCUAUGCCUGGGACACCCCAGAAAUUCUUCGUGCCAAGAAGGCCUACGAGCUUCAGAGUGAUAUCAAAUACAAAGCUGAGGGCAAGAAGGAAUUCAACAACUACUCUAUUGUGACAGACACCCCUGUUUAUGUCACUGCUGUCCUGGGACACACCUGGGCCAGUGAGUUGAACUACAGAGAGGCAUACCACAGGGAGAAGCACUUGUACACCACCACUCUCGACACGUUUGACUAUGCCCGCUGUCAUAACCUCAAGCAUCUCUUCAGCACGACCGAUUAUACUGCCGCAUGGAACAAGAUCAAGGCCAAGAGCUACUUCAUCCCACACGACUCUCAUGCACUGGCCCAUGCUAAACGGCAGAGGGUUAUCCUCAGCCCUGCAAAAUACCGUGAGGAUUACGAGAAGUUCAAGUCCCUCUACAGCUUGCCCAAAUCCAUUGAGGAUGAUCCUGCCACACUUAGGUGCCUCAAUGCUGGAAAACUUGUCCUUGACCGUUUGUACAAAGAAAAAUAUGAGAAGACAAAGGCCAAGGUGACCGUGCCUCCUGACAUGGUUGACAUUGUAGAAUCACGAAGGACCCAGAAGGCCGUCAGUGAGAUUGAUUACCGCAAGAUUAUGCACCAGUGGAUCUGCCUGCCAGACAUGCAGGUCUUCCAGCACUCCCGCAAAGUUGCUGAGCAGUUCAGUGAUAUCUGCUACAAGGAUGACCUGAACUGGCUGAGGGGAAUCGGCUGCUAUGCCUGGGACACUCCUGAGAUUGUGCGUAGCAAGAACGCCAUGCAGAUGCAGAGUAAUAAUGCGUACAAAGCCAAGGGAAUUCAGCAGUUCAAGGAUUACUCUGUGGUGUUGGAGACUCCUGUGUAUGAGACAUGCAAGCUGAGCGCUCAUAACCUUAGUGAUCUCAACUACCGUCACGACUACGCCACCAAUGUCAAAGGACAAUUCACCUCUCCCGCAGUCACCGUUGAUACAGAGAGAGCUCGCCUCAAUCAGUACAUCCAGAGUGAUAACCUCUACAAAGAGGAAAGCAAGAGUGCCAUGGCGAAGGGCUAUGAGCUUCCCUACGACACUCCUGCCAUCAAACAUGCCAAGGCCACUUCUCUCAACUGCAGUGAUGUGAGAUACAAACUGAAACACGACCAAACCAAGGCCACAGGCUACUCCCUGGACCCUGAGGGUGUCCACUUUGUAACCAUCAGAAACGCCAACAAGAUCACCAAUGACCGUCUGUACCGCGAGAAAUAUGAGAAGACAAAGGACAAAAUCCACCCCAUCUACGACACACCAGAAACCCUGCAAGUCAAGGCCAACCAGGAAAACAUCAGUGAUCUGUGCUACAAGGAGAAGUUCCUUGCCAUUAGAGGCCAGCACAUUCCCAUGCCCAUCACCCCUCAGAUCAUGCACUGCUUCCAUGUCAACGAGAUCAACAGUGAGCUCAGGUACAAAGAGGAUCUGCUCUGGCUGCGGGGUAUCGGCUGCUUCAUGGCAGACUCUCCUGAGAUGACCCGCAUUCGCGAGUACACCAAGUUCAGGAACAACUAUGCAGUUGAAGCCAAGAAGAACUAUACCAACUUCUCUGUGGUGUUGGACACCCCGGAGUACCAGCGUGUGUCCGAGCUGAAGACCCACAUGAGCAAUUUGAUCUACAAAGCGCAAGGCAAACAGGAGAUGAGCAAGUGCACCAACACUUUAGACAGUGUGGAUUUCCAGAGAGCCAAAUGGGCCCAGAAACUGAACAACCAGUACCAGUACACCGAAGUCGCCUCCAAGGAGAGAGCCUUCUUCACUCCUGAGACAAACACUCCCACCAUUGUCCAUGCCAGACAGAUGAAAGUGAUGAUGAGUGAGACCAAGUACAAGGAUCAGUAUGAGAAGAUGAAGCACAGGUACACUGCCAUCCAUGACACCCCCAUGCUGGUUCGUGCCAAGAAAGCCUACCUGCAGUCCAGUGACCUGCGCUACAAGGAGACCUUCGAGCUGUCCAAGGGACACUACCACCCAACCAAGGAUGCUCUGGACAUUCUCUGUGCCAAGAGAGUCAGAGAUGACAUCAGUGAGGUCAAGUACAGAGAGAAGUACAUCAGUACUCUGGGAACCUGGAAGUCCAUCCCAGACCGUCCCGAGUUUUUCCACAGCAGGGUGGUCACCGAUUGCAUCAGUGAUCUCAAGUACAAAGAGGACCUGGACUGGAUCAAGGGCAUUGGUUGCUAUGUGUGGGACAGACCUGAGAUGGUACAAGCAGAAAAGAACAAGACUCUCUACAGCGAGAGGCUGUACAAAGCAUCAUAUGAGAAAAACAGAGGUAACUUCAAGUACACCUGUGACUCACCAUUCUUCGAGGCCGCCAAGAAUGCUUCAAUUCUCGCCAACGAUUCUAAGUAUAAGUCCAGGGCCAAGGAGCUGCUCAAGAGCGGCUGCAACGAGCUGCUCCGCCCUGACAUCCUGGGGGCCAUCUUUAACUCCAGCAUGUGGAGUAAGUGGAAGUACAGGGAGCAGUAUGAGCGUGCCAAGGACAAGUUCACCCCAGUGCUGGACACCCCUGAGCACCAGGUCCACAAGCGCAGAAAGCAGAUCAGCGAUAUUGUUUACAAGAUGGAGUAUAACAAGAACAAAGCUAGGGGCUACACUUUGCCCCAUGAUACUCCUCUGAACCAUCACAUGAAGAGAGUCAAGGAGAUCACCAGCGACCUGAAGUAUAAGGAAGUCUAUGAGAAGAACAAGACCCAUAUCACCAUGGAUCCAGAUGCCUUCGACAUCCGUGCUGCCAAGGAGGCCUACAAGAACAUCAGCAAUCUUACCUACAAGAAGAAGUAUGAAGCCAACAAGAUGAAGUGGAUCUGGACCGCUGACAGGCCUGACUUCCUCUACCAUGCCAGGAACCAGCUCCAGCAGAGCGAUAUUGAUUACAAGUAUGACAAGGAGAGUCUCAAGGGCUGUGUGAUUGCAGUUCCAGAGGACAAGUUGACAGAACUGGCUAAGAAGAAUACAGAGAUGUACAGUAAUGUGAAAUACAAGCAGAAGUAUGAGGAAGCUAAGGGACACUACAGGGCUGUUCUGGACACUCCUCAGAUUCUUCAUGCUAAAUCAGUGGCUACUCUCGUCUCCGAGAGUAAAUACAAAGAGGCCAGCAAAAAGGACCAUCAGUCUGGUUCCUUCACAACCCUGCCCCAGACUCGUGAGACCGUUCACAGCAAGGAGAUGGCCAAAAUGCAAAGCGGGAAACUGUACAAGAAGAAGUUCGAGCAGGAUAAGGGCAAGUCCAAGUACAAUGCAAUGAUACUUCCUCCUGAUGUUCUGCAUGCCAUGGACGUGGCCAAGAACCAGAGCAACAUUGCAUACAAGCAACAAGCCAAGGAAAAGCUGCAUUACACCCCAGUGGCAGACCGCCCAGACAUCAGGAAGGCCACUCAGGCUGCUAAGCUCAUAAGCGAUGUUGGCUAUCGUGACAAGGCUCGUCAGGAGGCAAGCCGCGGAGGGUCUCUGUCUUACCGCCCUGACAUUGCCCUGGCCACAGAAGUGUCCAAGUUGACUAGCACGGAGGAUAGGCCAAGCCUCCAUGGAAUCGCCUCCAUUGACACCCCCCAGAUGCGCCACAUUAAGAAAAUGAGUGCCCUGACUAGUGAUGUGAAGUACAAGGAGAAGUUUGACAAGGAAAUGAAAGGACAGAGGCCACAGUAUGACAUGAAAGAGAGCAAGAUUUAUAAAACUCUUAAGGAUGCAAAUACUCUUGCAAGCGAGGUGAAGUACAAGCGUGACCUGAAGAAGAUCCACAAGCCUGUGACUGACAUGGCUGAAUCCCUGUCCAUGCAGCACAACCUUAGCACCAGCAAACUGUCCAGUGAUUACCGAUACAAGAAGAAGUUUGAGGAGAGUAAGGGUCACUACCUUAUGAUCCCUGACACACCUGAACAGCUUCACCUCAAAGAGGCAUCUGAACUGCAGAGUCACGUCAAGUACAAGGAGAAGUAUGAGAAGGAGAAAGGCAAGGCCAUGCUGGACUUUGAAACCCCCACGUAUGUGACCGCUAAGGAGGCCCAGCACAUGCAGAGCCAGAAAGACUAUAGGAAGGACUAUGAGGAAUCCGUGAAGGGCAAGAACCUGUCAGGCCUGGAGAUCACCCCGGCCAUGUUACAUGUCAGACAUGCCACCAAAAUAGCUAGCGAGAAAGAGUACAGAAAGGAUCUAGAGGAAGGGGUGAAGGGUAAAGGGCUUACAGUACUGGAGGAAACUCCGGAAAUGCUGAGGGCAAAGAAUGCUACUCAGAUCCUGAACGAGAGAGUGUACAAGAAGUCUUUGGAAGAGGAGAUCAAGGGCAAAGGAAUGUUGGCUUUGGCUACAGACACUCCAGACUUCAUGAGGGCCAGAAAUGCUACUGAUAUCCUCAGUCAGACCAAGUACAAGCAGGUCGCUGAUAGGGAUCGUUCUAUCUACACAACUGUGAUCGACACCCCCGACAUUAUCCACGCUCAGCAAAUCAGAAACAUUGUUAGCCAGAAAAAGUACAAAGAGGAAGCUGAAAGAACCAUGUCUCACUAUGUGCCCGUCAUGGACACUCCUGAGAUGCAGAGAGUGCGUGAGAACCAGAAGAACUUCAGCACUCUUCAGUACCAGACUGACCUUAAAAACAGUAAGGGCAAAGUUUCAGCAGUAGUGGAGACGCCCGAAAUGCUUCGUGUUAAAGAAAAUACAAAGAAUUUCAGCUCGAUUCUUUACAAGGAUGAUUUAGGAGGAGGAACAGCAAUCUCUGAGACCCCAGAGAUGGAGAGAGUCAAACGCAAUCAGCAAACUAUUAGCACGACAAAGUACAAAGACUCUCUGGGGCAAGGUACAUCCAUACCGGAUCUCCCUGAGGUGAAAAGGGUCCGAGAGACCCAGAAGAACAUCAGUUCGACAAAGUACAAAGACUCUCUGGGGCAAGGUACAUCCAUACCGGAUCUCCCUGAGGUGAAAAGGGUCCGAGAGACCCAGAAGAACAUCAGUUCGAUUCGUUACAAGGAGGAUUUGGGAGGAGGAACAUCAAUCUCUGAGACCCCAGAGAUGGAGAGAGUUAAACGCAAUCAGCAAACUAUUAGCACGAUAAAGUACAAGGAUUCCUUGGGUCAAGGCACAGCCAUACCGGACCUCCCAGAGGUGAAGCGAGUCCGGGAGACCCAGAAGAACAUCAGCUCGGUUUUGUAUAAGGACCUCUCGGCCAAAGGAACGUCUGUGGUUUUCACUCCAGAGAUGGAGCGGGUGAAACGGAACCAAGAACACAUUAGCUCGGUGCUGUACUCUGACAGCUUCCGUAAGCAGGUGCAGGGCAAGGCCGCCUUCGUGCUGGACACUCCUGAGUUUAGGCGCGUGAAAGAGACACAGCGCAUUAUCUCUGGGGUCAGAUACCACCAGGACUUUGAGAAGAGCAAGGGAAGCUUCACACCCACUGUGAGUGACCCAGUGACUGAACGCGUGAAGAAGAACACUCAGGACUUCAGUGACAUCAACUACCGUGGCAUCCAGAGACGAGUUGUGGAGAUGGAGAGAAGGCGUGCCGAAGAGCACGACCAGGAGACCAUCACAGACCUCCGUGUGUGGCGCACAAACCCUGGCUCUGUCUUUGAUUAUGACCCAGCCGAGGACAACAUCCAGUCCAGGAGUCUGCAUAUGAUGUCAGUUCAAGCCCAGCGUCGCAGCAAGGAGCACUCUCGCUCCACUAGUGCCAUGAGCGGUGGAAUGGGUGAAGAGAGGUCGGAGUUGUCAGGUGAACAGGACCAGCACAUGUCCCUCUACAGCAACAAUAUAGCUGCCUCAUCGAUAGGUUACCAGCAGGCCAAGACUGUUGAGCUUCAGCAGAGGUCAUCAUCAGUGGCCACCCAGCAGACUACAGUGUCCUCUAUCCCAUCACACCCCUCCACCACUGGCAAAACUGUUCGUGCCCUGUACGAUUACGGUGCAGCUGACACCGAUGAGGUGUCCUUCAAGGAUGGUGAUGUCAUCGUGAACGUUCAGUCCAUUGACGAGGGCUGGAUGUACGGAACAGUGCAGCGUACUGGCAAGACCGGCAUGCUGCCAGCCAACUACGUGGAAGCCAUCUAAAGACAAGUCCAGAGCCCUCCUCCUUGCCUCCCUCCUGGAGUGAGCGUAGUACUCAUUCACUGGGUAAAAUUAAUUUAAAAAAAGAACAGAAAAAAAGAAACUAACAUCCAAGGCUUCCUUCAUCAAAUGUUACUUGUUUAGUGGAUAGGCUUAGUUGUUGAGUAUGUUAAGUAUGUCUGAAGUUAUUUGUUAAUGCAGGCUUGUUUGCCUGUCUCCCCUUCCCCUGUGGAUGUAUUAUGAGGAGAUUUUAAAAUGCUAAAACUGUAAUAAACACACCCGUAUAUGACAGACCACUGUAGGAUUAUUUAUAUUUUACUGUAGUAUUAUAACACGAAAGUAUGAAUUGACUGAGAGCCCAGUAUUUUUGUAAAAUGCAUACAACACUGACUCACUGUCAAAUGUGAUAUUCCUUGAAGACUUCACGAGAAUUGUAAAGUUGUAAGAGAAAGAAUGGGCGUAAUGUACUAUGCACCUUUCCCCUCAUGGGAAAGCAUAAUCUGAAAAGACAUUUCAUUUUUUUGUAAAUGAACACUGAACAUCAACUGAAAGGUGAUGUGGGGUUCACUGUAAAAAAUGUGAGAAAAUACAAACUCCGAGGAGACACCAUCCUUCCCUCUUGAAACGCAAACCUGUGCUGAACAGUUGUAGAAGACGAGCCUCUUCCCUCCACUGCUGUAGGCUGGCCGUUACUUGCAUGUGUGUUUUGUUUCUUCCGAUUCCCUUGGUGUUAGGGCAUGGAAGUGGUAUACCUUGAAUCAGUAGCUAAUAAAGCACACCAGGCUUCUGCAAUAUA
This is a messenger RNA of Alosa sapidissima (American shad), 20050 nucleotides long. RefSeq names its product nebulin (gene neb). Gene Ontology annotation, molecular function: actin filament binding. NCBI's taxonomy places the organism in Eukaryota, Metazoa, Chordata, Actinopteri, Clupeiformes, Clupeidae. The record is from RefSeq and is a predicted model, not a curated record. Gene Ontology annotation, biological process: cardiac muscle thin filament assembly. Gene Ontology annotation, cellular component: Z disc. The transcript is spliced from 139 exons. The coding region runs from base 226 to 19257 and encodes 6343 amino acids.